This is a messenger RNA of Cuscuta epithymum, 1287 nucleotides long. Lineage: Eukaryota; Viridiplantae; Streptophyta; Magnoliopsida; Solanales; Convolvulaceae. The record is from the annotation of a GenBank genome assembly.
GGGCGCCAUACGAAAUCAGCCUUCCAGCCCGAUUUAGCCACCAAAAAUGCUGCCUUAUUUACUUGGGAAUAAGGCAAAAGUCCACCUCCACCUGCUGAAUCUGAAAGGUCUCCACCCACUCCACCGCUUGCCUGAAAGCCUCGUCUUCUUCGCCUUCCAUUCUCGAUGAAGCACUUACCUGCCGCCGCCCCCAUAUGGUCUCUGAGCAGAUAACCUGCCGCCGUCUUUCCAUUACGACGAAAGACCGCCCAGUUAAGCUUAAGCUUUCCGGGAGCCGGCUUCUUCCACACACCUACCUGCGGUUUAUUCAUUUUGAAAGCACCAGGUUUUCUCUUACUCGGAUUUCAACCAUGGAAAUCGAGAAUGUAACCUCUGAUGUGACGAUGGACCCACCUCCUGCUAGCAAUCCAGGCAGCCUUCCAGUUAAGCCAAACUUCAAGCCACUUACAGCGCAUGAAAUAUCCGAUGGCCAGGUGCAGUUCCGAAAAAUUCCUGUGCCGUCGCAUAGAUACACACCUUUGAAGAAAGCCUGGAUGGACAUCUACACCCCAAUCUUUGAGCAGAUGAAAGUUGACAUACGUAUGAAUCUCAAGGCCCGUAGGGUGGAGCUAAAGACCCGACCUGACACCCCUGACAUCAGCAACAUCCAGAAGUCCGCUGACUUUGUGCAUGCCUUUAUGCUGGGCUUUGACAUCUGCGACGCUGUUGCUCUCCUCCGGGUGGACGAGCUAUAUGUUGAUUCAUUUGAGAUCAAGGAUGUGAAAACACUCCGAGGGGAGCAUUUGUCCAGGGCGAUUGGAAGGUUAUCUGGUAAAGGAGGAAAGACCAAGUUUGCUAUUGAGAACUCGACGAAAACACGCAUUGUGAUUGCUGAUACUAAGAUUCAUAUACUAGGUUCAUUUACAAAUAUAAAGGUUGCAAGAGAUUCACUUUGCAGUCUGAUUAUGGGGUCUCCUGCUGGGAAGGUGUAUUCCAAGCUUAGAGCAGUCACUGCCCGUUUGGCUGAGAGGUUUUGAUUAAAUUAUGGUGAAUUUAACACAUAAGUAUUUUCUGAAAUUUUGCAAGGGUUCUCUAGGUGACAUUCCUGCUUGUCUUGAUAUUGUAUUCAUUACAAAAGUGUAGCUGAAUUGAGUGCCUUUUAUCAGAGUUGUGUUGGCCCUGCCUGUGCUCAGCUUGUUCUUUCAUGUUAAAACAUGAUUUCCCAAUUUCUUGUUUAAAAGAGAUUUUCUAGGUUUACUUACAAUGUCGAUAUCUGCUAUUCAAAAAUGAAAGACUAUUAUACUAGCA